This is a messenger RNA of Aureobasidium namibiae CBS 147.97, 1398 nucleotides long. RefSeq names its product COMPASS, Set1C complex protein. Gene Ontology annotation, cellular component: Set1C/COMPASS complex. The record is from RefSeq and is a predicted model, not a curated record. NCBI's taxonomy places the organism in Eukaryota, Fungi, Ascomycota, Dothideomycetes, Dothideales, Saccotheciaceae. Gene Ontology annotation, molecular function: protein binding. The transcript has a single exon. Bases 1 to 1398 code for a protein of 465 amino acids.
AUGAAUCUCGCCCUGGUCGACCCGUUCGUGCUGGCGCAGGACAUGCCAGAGACGCUUAUUGCCCGUCUGCGAAGUUCUGGUGCCGCCGUCUGUUUGCGAUUCAACCGCCAGGGCGACCUGCUCGCUUCUGGUACCGCCAAAGGUGCCAUUGCCAUCUUCGAUCUCGAAACUCAUGGUGUUGCCCGCAAGCUGCGUGGUCACACGCCUGGCCGUCAAGUCCAGUCGCUUAGCUGGUCUGCUUGUGGUCGUUAUCUGCUCAGCUCCUCGGUCGACUGGAAGGCCAUCCUGUGGGACCUCAACGAUGGUUCGCGCAUUCGCACCGUCAACCUUGGUGCCCCCAUCUACAUCGCCGAACUGCACCCUCACGAUCACCUCCUCUGCACUGCUGCCCUCUUCGAAGCCCAGCCCGUCUUGGCCUCGCUCGACCAAUCAUCCACCCUCCGAAGACCUCUGCCUUCAGCCCCCAAGCGCUCUACCUACGAGCAAGAUGACAAGCAAGCUGCCCAAGAUGCCAAAAAUACCACGACCGUCACCAUCUUCACCCCGUCUGGCAACCACAUCAUCACCGGCACCACAAAGGGCUGGCUCAACAUCAUCAAGGCGAGCACUUGUUCCGUCAUCUAUUCAACUCGGCUUAGUGUCAAGGCGCUACUUCUCUUACGUCUUACUCUGUCGGGUCGCGAUUUACUGGUCAACGCGGCUGACAGCAUCAUCCGCACAAUUCAUUUGCCCGACCUCGAAGACCUGUCCUUCGAUCCUGACAACAUGCGCCUUGAGGUUGAGCACAAGUUCCAAGACGUCGUCAACCGUCUGUCUUGGAAUCACGUUGCCUUCAGUCCGUCUGGCGACUAUGUCAUGGCUUCGACUCUAAUGAAUCACGACAUUUACAUUUGGGAGCGUGGUCACGGCAGUCUGGUCAAGAUUCUUGAGGGACCGAAGGAAGAGCUAGGAGCAGUCGAGUGGCACCCUCAACGACCAUUUGUCGCAGCCACUGGUGUCGAGUCUGGUCGAAUCUACCUAUGGUCGGUCAACACGCCACAGCGCUGGUCUGCACUCGCUCCUGAUUUUGUUGAAGUCGAGGAAAAUCAUGAAUACAUCGAAGCUGAAGAUGAAUUCGAUAUACAACCUAUUGAAGAACUGCACAAGAGACGUCUCGAUCUCGAAGACGAACACGUCGAUGUCUUGACUGUCGAUCCUGCCAAGCCUGGCCAGGUAAAACACGAGUUCCGCAUGCCCGUCCUGUUAGACAUCCAUGCAAGUGACAGUGAAGAGGAGAUGGUCGCAAUUGGAGCAGGACAGUAUCGCCGCAAGAGUCAAGGCCCCGAAUCAGAGUUCCUCGACGAUGACGAGGACUCAAUGCCAGCCAAUGGUCAAACCAAAAGGCGCCGUGCUGAUUGA